UAGUCCUUCCAAUGAAUAUUCAGGGAUGAUUUCCUUUAGGGUUAACUGGUUUGAUCUUGCAGUCCAAGGGACUCGCAAGAGUCUUCUCCAACACCACAAUUCAAAAGGAUCAGUACGUUAGGCUGAUUUACAACUUGUCAUAUCCGUCCUUCAAACCUUAGCCUGGAUUUACCGCUAAAUCUGGACUCUGGGUGCAGCCCUGGGCUAGAGGUCAUCCAGGCGACAAGAAGUCCGUUUUCCAGAGGAGUCCAGUUACCACAGCUCGGGUCUGUCGCCAUCAGAGAACCGCUGAAGGGACGCCAUUCCUGUGACCGUGGCGGAGACAAGCCGGCCUGGGCAGCCCUUGGGGUAGAGGGGCGGCUCUUGGCCAAUGAACUCGUCUUUAAAAUUUAUCGCGUUUGGCAGGAGCAUCCUCUACCUCAUUCCGAUUCCGGGAGUUGCAGGGAAAACACCCGCCCGCCCCCUAGUUCUUAUCAGGAGGGCUGGGCCACAGAGCGGUUUAAACCCAAAAGCCACGCCCUCAGCUUGAAGCCGGAAAGAACCGCGACCUCCCCCAGCUUUCGCCCCCGCUUACUUCCGGCUCAGUCCCUGGCUUCCGGUGCUGCCAGUCCGCGGGUCGUGAGGGGGGUUUUUAUAAACAUGGCGUUUUCCCUGAGCUGUUUGCUGGGCGGGCGUGUCUGCGCAGCGGUCGCUCGCUGUGGGUUUGCUACCCGGGGGGUGACCAUCCCGGGCUCUAUCAGCCGAGAACCGGACCCCGAUUUCGACUGGGAACCGGAGGAGCGAGAACUGCAGGAGGUGGAGAGCGCCCUGAAACGACAGAAAAAAGCCAUCCGGCUCCAGAAAAUUCGAAGGCAAAUGGAGGCGUCAGGUGCCCCGCCCAGGACCCUGACGUGGGAAGCCAUGGAGCAGAUCCGGUAUUUACACAGGGAAUUUGCAGAGUCUUGGUCAGUUCCCAGAUUGGCUGAAGGCUUUGAUGUCAGCACCGAUGUGAUCCGAAGGGUUUUAAAAAGCAAGUUCGUACCCACAUUGGAACAGAAACUGAAGCAGGAUCAAAAAGUCCUUAAGAAAAUCGGACUUGCCCGUUCGCUCCCGGAGCUCCCAGGCCCUGGAGAUUCCUCUAAACCGCUUUCUGCAGGCCAGUCUGUAUCAGGUUCUUUGCUGAUGCCUGGGGAUGAAGCCUCAUCCAAAGGCCAUGGUCACAGCACAGCUUUGAAAGCGAUUGAAUUGAACACUCAGAGUACAAGUAUAACAACGAGACAGACGGAAAGGAAUAAAGGAGUCCAGGGCCUGGAGGAGGGGAAGAACUUUGUGCCUGUUGCUGCAGGUCACCCUACCGGCACUUGCAGGGGCGCCAGAGGAAUUGACAGUGAUGGAUUACCCAGUGACAAGAGGCUGGAAGAGCUGAAGGCAGGGGAGGCAGGUGACCAGAUCUUCAGCAAGAGAGUCGUGCAGAGGGGACGAGAGUUCUUUGACAGCAAUGGGAACUUCCUGUACAGAAUCUGAGCCGGAGAUGUGUCACGUGACACACAGCUGGGCGAGUGUAUUUGGUUCUGCCUGGAUUUCUGUGUGCGGAUUUCCACCUUGGAAGUGGAGGGGAAUGAUGAGCCUGGAAUGUGGGAUGAAAGGUUUGAAUCUGACAAAGGGCAGAGGACUUCACAGGGCAGAUGUGUCUGGGAGCAGGGCAGUGACCCGCCAGGUAGAGUCCAGCUUCCUGGAGCACAGCCCCUGCUCUGACCCACAUGCAUCUUCAGGAUUCACCCUUCUCCCUUGGGCUGUCUGUGUGUUGAAAAACCUAUAUUGCAUGUGUUGUUACAAGUUUCUGUGAUACUUGUAGUAUAUUUGGGAGGAGAUUAAGUUUGUCUUCUCAACUCAUUUACUUCUUGAUUAAUGAACACUUAACAGUUCUGGAACUGCUUAGUCAAUUGGUUGUCCUCAUUAUGUGCAAAAUAAAGCAAAAUUAAGCAGUC
Molecule: messenger RNA, 1967 nt
Organism: Bubalus bubalis (water buffalo)
Lineage: Eukaryota; Metazoa; Chordata; Mammalia; Artiodactyla; Bovidae
Gene: NGRN
Product: neugrin, neurite outgrowth associated
Exons: 3
Coding region: 640-1503 (287 amino acids)
Cellular component (GO): nucleus
Source: RefSeq, a predicted model, not a curated record